Molecule: messenger RNA, 789 nt
Organism: Exophiala spinifera
Lineage: Eukaryota; Fungi; Ascomycota; Eurotiomycetes; Chaetothyriales; Herpotrichiellaceae
Exons: 1
Coding region: 1-789 (262 amino acids)
Source: RefSeq, a predicted model, not a curated record
AUGUCGACGUCGACUCUUCAAUCCCAAUACUCGCAGGUCAUGGACACGAUCAGAUCACGCCCGACGAACGCGGCGCUGACGUCGACCGCGGUGGCCGCCGUCGCGCUCUUCACGGCCUGGGUGGUGUCCGACUUCCACGCGUGGAAGUCGUUCGGGACAGGGGGCACGCCGCCGACGUGGUCCGGGUACUGGGGCAUGACGAAGCUGCGCGUGGGGCGGAUGCUGUCGGGCGACGACCUCAGCGACGCGUCGGGCCUCUCGUCGGCCGCGGGCCCGUCGUACCUCGACGCCGACGCGGUGCCCGUCCGCGCCGGCCCGCGGCCGCCCAUCGUGUCCCGCACCAUGCCGCAGCGCCAGGUGCCCUACGGGGCCGGCGUCGUGGCGCCCGGGGUCGCGGACCGCACGGCCACGCUCCCGGCGACCUUCGCGGCGCGGUACCCGGACAUCCUGGACGUGAGGCCGAGCAGGACCGAAGGGUACAGCUCCGACGGCAUCUACGCGCGCGAGUCCCUGCCCACCGUCAACGCCGAGUGCGGGCGGCAGAAGUUCAUCGGGACCGAGGUCGCCCACGUCCACCCGGCCGACGGGAGUCUGCACGUCUGGCUGAGCGAGCCGGACGCCAAGACCGUCGUGGAGAAGGGCUGGGCCCAGAGGUUCCCCCUCGCCUUCAUCCCGAAGGGCUGGGUCAUGGUCUACGCCCCGAGGACCAUGGAGGAAGUCGAUGUCGUCGAGGGGAUCAUCAAGGCGGGCGUGGCGUGGGUCAGUGGUGUCACGACCGUUUUGACCUGA